AUGGCAGAGCAGAUAACUGAUAAAAGAGUAGAAGAUAUUACUGAGCUACGUGAUGAAAAAUCAUUUAGCAAUUCGGAAUUGCAACAAUUCACAGCCGGAAAUAAUAGUGGACAAGUUGAUGAAGCAAUAAAUUCUCAAAGUUUAACGCAUAAAGAUUUACAACACGGUGAAGAAGCAUUAUUAAGAAAUCAAAAUAUCCCAGAAAAUGAACCCAAUACUAUGGAAUUCCAAUUAGGAUUUCCGUUUACUGAUCUUGCAGAAGCAACACGUAUGCAUAUUAAUCCAAUUUUAGAAAAUCGGAAUACAUUUCAACAAGAAAAUAACUCUCAACAAUUGUUCAACACGCCAAUUUGUAAAACAACUGAUGAAAGUGAAAUUCAACAACAAAUGCCGUUUGAAUAUGAAAAUUAUGCAAAUCAAAUUUUGGGACAAAAAUUAACACAAUCAUUUAUUAGAAUUGAUAACACUGAAGCUGAAAUAACCAAAGAUGAAGUUGCUGAUAAUGCUCCUCAGAAAAUCGAUAAUGCGGAUGAUCAACAAGCAAUGAAUGAUGAAAUUACGAACAUUUCGGAGUCAGACAAAAAUUUUCUGCCGGAAUUGCAAACCGAAAAACAUUCAAACUUUAAGAUUUCACAUGAUGACGAAUGCUUGGGAAGAAGAAAUGGAACGGAAAUGAAUAAUGAUAUGAUGAAUAAGAGUUCGGAAAAUCAGGAUUUCGAGCAUCAACAGCUCGAGAAACAUGAAGCAACACCUAUUGUCAGUACAAGAAAUAUUGAGCAACAAAAUCCGAUUGAAGAAUUAGUUCCAAAAACGACUGGAAAUAUGGCUCUUGAAAAUGAGCAAAAUUCUACGACAAAAACAAUUUUCAUCGGACUUCAAUUCAUUGAUGGAAAAUUAUUUGACGUAAUUGGUGCCUUAAGUAAUGUUGCUGAUAAUUCUGAACAAGAAUUUCAUCUACCAAUGGUAAGAAACCGAAAACUGGAAGAAGUGAAAAUUCCAAAUGAAAUACCGGAAAGUAAUAACAAAUCUCAAGAAGCUUCAUCUAAUGAGAAAUUUUCUGAAACAGUUUAUUCGGAAGAAUUUCUUGCAAUAGGAAAUCAUGCGGAAUUAGAAUAUUCUUUGCCGGAAGUUAUCACUGAGGUAGAAAAGAUUGGGGAAGAUGUUACAAUGAUUGAUAAUGCCUCUCAUAUCAGAGAAAAAGUUCAUUUAGUGCAAGAUAAACUUGAAACAACUUCAACCGAAAAAGAAUCUUUCAAAAAUUUUGAUUUUACUGGAAAUGAAUUAGGAUUCAUUGAAUCCACGGAAUCAUUGAUAUCGGGAUACAAUCUGAAAAAUGAGAAUCAGAAGAUUUUGCGAGAAAUUGAGUCAGAAGCGGGAAUCAUAUCAUCUAAUGUUGAAGAAAGCUCGGAGCAAUGUUUGAUGAAUGCGAAAUCGAUGUACGAUACUGGAAAACUUAAAAAUAUAAGCAAAAUUCAAAAUGUGCAACAAAAACUGGUUGAAAAUGGACAAUUUCAUGAACAGGAAUAUUAUGAGAAACAACACGAAAAGGCAAAAAAUGAUGACAUUGAAGAAAAUAUAAAAAGUUUGAAUGAAUCAUUGGAAAUGAUUUCGGAUGAGAGGAAAAAGGAAGUUUUUAAAGAAGCUAAUACUUUCAUUGAUAAAAAUCAGAUAGUAUCAUCGGAGGAAGACAAAAAGGUUAAUUUUACAUCGAAUAUUUUGGAUCACAAAUAUGAAAUGGCUAAUGAAAAGGAGGAUGAAAAUACUGCAAUGAAGAAUGCAACGAUCGCGGUAAAAUCUCUCGGAUCUCCCACAUCUCCCGGAUCCGUAAAUACGGAGAUGAGGAAAAACAUCGCGAAGACUACAAAAAAUAAACAAUCAACACAACAAAUUGAGUCGAAAAAUGUUGGUAAUAAUGCUUCAAAUAUCAUGCUAACUAAAUCAAACAGAAAAACAACUAAAAAAACAUUGCCAGCUGCUAAGAUGAUACCAACAUCGAGAAAUACUAUGGUACCAGCACCGAAAGAUACUGUAAUACCAACAUCAAGAGAUACUACGGUACCAAUAUCGAGAAAUGCUAGGAAAAGCAAUGAUGUGAUGAUUGAUAAGAAAUCGAUAACAAAAUCACCUGCCGUUUUACCUUUAGUUUCCACAAAAAGUGCGACUUUGAUGGAAAAGAAUGUUGAAAGAAAUGGAUUAAAACAUAUAAAAAAUAUUACAAAAGAUGAAAAUGUUACGGUAGGAACAAAACAAAACGUUACAUCAACGAUGGCAUCAAAAUUAACUCAAAGCGGAGAAUCACAAUCGAACAGCAAUGCUAAAAUAAAUGUAAAAAAUAAACCAAAGGAGAUUGGUAAAGAAAAAUGUGGAAAUGAAUUGGAAAUUGAUGAAAUGGAUUUGAUAAGAAAGGAGAAGAAAAUUGGAGUUAUCGAUUUUGAACCGUUAGUUUGGACGGAAAUUUUAACACCAACGUAUGAACAAAUUUGGAAAAGUUAUGAAUCAAUAAAUCAAAUCAUUGAUAACGCUGAUUUAGAAUUCGAAAAAAGGAUGGAGAAAAAAAUUGGAAAUGAAUUGAAAGUUGAUGAGAUAAUUGAAAAUUCAGAAACUAAUAAUUUGGAAUCAAUAUGGGAAAUGAGAAAGAAUGCAGAAUUUACAAAAGCUGAAGCUAUAAAAUGUAUUAUUUUAUCAAAUAAAGAUAAAAUUAAUGUUUCGGAAUGCUUUAUUUUAUCAAAUGAUGAUAAGAAGGAAGACAUUGCGGAUCUUUCCGAUUGUUUAAAAAUGAAAAAAGAGGAGGAUGAAAAAGUGACUAUUGAAGAGGAAAUAAUAGUGGAAGAUAGCAAUGAAAAGCGUGAAAUUGAAAUUUCCGCUUCAAUAUUAACUAAAUCUUCUGAAGCAACGGAAAUGUCGCUAAAAAUGAAAUCGCAAAUUUCUCCGGAACAAAAAACUCUCGAUGCCAUGAUAGGACAUGAUAUCGGAGCUGAUACAAUCAAGAAUUCUGCUAAUUCUCAUGAAAACAUAAAAGAAGAUGUGGUGACAGCAUUUAAACCGAAUCGACCGGAAAUACAGAAUGAAGCAGAAACAAUUACUGAUAUUGGAAACGGUAAAAUGAUUGCUGCGGAUGAUUCAGACAAAACUGAAUUGGAGAUAAAAUCGAAGCAUAAUGAUAAUAUUGAUGAAUCAGGACAAGCUGUAAACAAAACGGCAGUACUAGGUGGAUUAGAUUACAAGCAGCAAAAAACGCAACCGGAACCGGAAUUGGAAGUAAAUAAUGAUCGUAGAAAUGAUGAGGAAUCACGAAAUAUGCCGGGAGAAUGUAGGCAUAAUGUUACCGCUACCGGAAGGAAUACCUCACGUAAGCAGCAUCAGCAAAUUAGUGGACAACAAAAUUAUGGUAAAAUUCCUGAUAAUAUCAAAGUACAAGGUAAUUCUGGGAAUCAGAAUCAUUCGCAGAGACAACAGCAACAGCAAUCGGACGGUCAGAUUUAUUCCGGUCAACAAGGAAACAGGAAACGAAACAAACGAAAUAAGAAAUCACGUAAUUGGUGA
Molecule: messenger RNA, 3543 nt
Organism: Acanthocheilonema viteae
Lineage: Eukaryota; Metazoa; Nematoda; Chromadorea; Rhabditida; Onchocercidae
Source: the annotation of a GenBank genome assembly